Messenger RNA from Cuscuta epithymum, 1769 nucleotides. The record is from the annotation of a GenBank genome assembly. NCBI's taxonomy places the organism in Eukaryota, Viridiplantae, Streptophyta, Magnoliopsida, Solanales, Convolvulaceae.
ACCGACAAGAACCUCAAGCCCAAAACCCCCCGAAAACCAACCCGAUCAAGAACCUCAAGCCGAGCAACAUGAACCCGAGGCUGUACUUCACCACAUUCCCAAACAGAACCAAGUCCCUCCACCACCCGAUUACUUCCAACAACUACUUGAAGGAUUCAACAAAGUUACCAAUGAAGUUGGAAGAUAUCGGGAGGAACAAAGGGCAGGAUUUCAAAGACUUGAGGAGCAACGGGCCGAAGACAACCGAAGGUACGAAGAAGAUCAACGUAGGUUCUAUGGACCUAUGUACUCUUACAUGGCUCAUCAAGGCUCCUUCCACACUAUGGCUCAACCACCCCCACCCCCCUCUUGGUAUGACCCCACUCAAUAGGGUAACUUUGGAGGAUCUAGCUCUGGGGGUGGAGGUUAUGAUGGUGGAGACGACGGAGAUGCUCACAUGGGCGACGGGAGCUUCGGAGGCGGCUUUGGAGGAGGCUUUGGAGGCGGCUACUAUAGCGGCGAAGGUGGGCACUAGGGACAGUGCUUGGACUAAGAAGGGGGAAGACUCCUCAUGGUAUGUAAUUUUAUUUUCUACCCUUUACUAUGCAUGAACUUUCUUUUACUCUUCGUAAACAAAAAAAAAAGAAAUAAAAGAAAAAGGAAAUGCUAGUUAGGUUGAAAACCCAAAAAUGGGCAAUCUAAGCAAAAAUGGCUUAUAAAAAAAUGAGUGAGUUAGGGAGGAUGGAAGAACAAAAAGAGAUGCUAGGAUGAAAACCUGAAAAGGCUCCUAGGGAAAAUGAGAGAUAAGAGAGAAAUAUUUGUUGUGUGCAAGAACUCAUUUGAUCUCUUGGAAGAAAGAGGAGAAGAAAAGAAGAAGAGAAGAAGAAAAAGAGGCAAGAAGAUGGAGCAUAGAAGAUCAUAAAACCCAAGAAAGAAUGUACUUUGUAAACUCAUUUUUAUUUCUUGGUGAUCUUAGUUUCUUUCUUUCUUGAACUCAUGGGAAGAUCUUAAACUGUUUGAAACAUUUUACUUUACUCGAGGCCGAGUAAAGAACUAUGUGUGGGGGAGUUGAUACACAUGUAAUUUCCGUGUGUAUGUUUACGUUUUUAGUUAGUUUUGGUUGUUUAAUAUUUCGGAAAUUACAUACUUUUGGUGUAAUAGUUAUGUUUGUAAUUUAGUUGUAAUUCAUUUAGAUUAGGAUCAUUCUGAGCUUAAACAGGUCCAAGAUCAGUCAAAUGAUCAUUGGUGAAGGAAGGUGCAAGAGUUCAAGACAAAAAGGAGGCAAAAUCCUGAUUUUUGACCUGUACCCGGUCGAGUAUACCAUAUACUCGAUCGGGUACCAACUGUACUUUCAAUCAGAUCAAUCAGGAGACCAAAGGGUGUGCAGGGGAAGAUUUGGCCACGAUCAAUUGUAAUACCCGAUCGGGUACACCUAUAUACCCGAUCGGGUAUACCUUUUAUUUUCACUCCGAAUUCGAUCGAGUAAGCCUCAAAACUGCACUUUUUACACAUACCCGAUCGGGUAUCUAUAUAUACUCGAUCGGGUAUCCGAACUGCACUUUCAAAAAGCCUAUAAAUACACCCCCUUCCCUUCACAAUUAGAUACCAAUUUCCUUUAUACUCUUAAGCUCAGUUUAGAAUAUCAUUUCUUUAUAUUUCCUUCUAGCAUGUUUAGUCUCCAAAUGAGGAACUAAACUUCCAUUUCUUGGUAUUGCUCCUGAAGCUUGUUGAUUAUUAAAGUUGUGAGUUAUUUUCUUAACUUCAUUCCUUGAAUAUUAAUUCUUCCUUUA